This is a messenger RNA of Fusarium keratoplasticum, 1791 nucleotides long. RefSeq lists its product as uncharacterized. The transcript has 2 exons. The record is from RefSeq and is a predicted model, not a curated record. Gene Ontology annotation, cellular component: cytoplasm. NCBI's taxonomy places the organism in Eukaryota, Fungi, Ascomycota, Sordariomycetes, Hypocreales, Nectriaceae. Gene Ontology annotation, biological process: cellular response to oxidative stress. Bases 1 to 1791 code for a protein of 596 amino acids.
AUGGUGUCCGUCGAGGAAGCCAUCAAGCGGCUCCAGGAGUCCCGCCCUCCCGCCACCGACGCCUUCACAUACCUUACCAUCGUCGAGACGCACCUAUCCCCCGAAGUCCUCCCAGCACUCCACGAGAUCCUCGAAGAUGCCGAGCUCACAAAUGACAUUGGCUGGGACCUUGUAGAGAUGCUCAUCUCCGUUCCCGGCAGCGAGACCUGUCUCGAGACCAUCGCCCGCCUUGGGAACCCGCGCGAGGUCAUCAUCAAGGUCCUUGAGGUCCUCGACUCCAACUCGGAAUCCGCAGAGGCCGGAGAUGCUUCAGCGAGCGCCAAGUUCAUCACUCUGGUCGGCAUGUUGAGCAUCCUGCACAGAAGACUUCAGGUCAAGGCGCCCUCGCGAUUCCUCCACUCCACACUACAGACAGUCUACCGAGCAUACAACCCUCGGGGUGCUGAGACCACAGCCGCGGUUAUUGACCUUGUGCGGUCCCUCUCUGGGAGAAAGCGCCCACCACUGCCCACACGGCAAUCCAGCACCAAGCUAGAGACGCCUUUCCAAGAGACCGACCUUUCCAAGAGCGCUCCCGACCCCGAGGCGGAUGCCGGCCAGAGCCCAGGCGAGCCUGAACUCGUCGCCAGACUUCUCCAGUCUUUCAUUACCAGUAUCCUUGAAGCAUAUGUCAACUCGAACAGCAUGGAAUGGGCGUCGAGACUGUUGGAGUACUGCACCCCAGAGAAGAUCGUGCCUGGACGACCGACUAUGCUGCAAGCGUUCAAGCAGGUGGAAGAGCUUCAGGCCAGGGACGCCUUGGUCGGGCAGUUGGUGGCUGUUGCCCGUGACUUGGGUCUUUCGAAGAUGCCCUCAGCAGAGGUCAAGAAGGCUUUGGAGGCUCCAAUCUCCAAAAAUCCCCUGUCGGUUGAGCCUGACCCCAAGAACCCCGAUGCCAUCAAGUUGUCGACAGGUGGCUUCCUCUGUCUGACAGCCUACCGCAUGUUUGCAUCCGAUAUUUUCGAUGCCGAUUACGACCAGCCCGACGUCAACAUCUUCCCUGAGCAUCAUACGUUGUUGAAGCGAUUCCUUGGAGACGAACCUCAGGCGCAGAUCGUGGGCAAUCCCGGUACCGUCGAGGCAUUGAUUGUUAUUGCGCUCUGGCUCAAUGACCAGAAGCGCUUGGUUGGGCCCAGUGCUGAGAAGGGCGUCGACUUCAUGUCAUACCACCACCUUCUAACGCUCGUCUCUGUCUUUCAUCCCUCAUUGCGGGUUCGAAAUGCAGCCACCGUGAUGGCAGGGCUAAUACUUCACUCGGAUCCCGACGAAGAGGACAGACUAAGCAUCCUGGAAGACUUGUUGGAGAAUUGCAUGUUUUCAUCUCUGCAAGCAUGCGCCGUGACAUGGCUACGGGAAGAGAUGAUUGCGGCCCGCAAGGCUGGUUCCAAGGGUCGAUUUGCCACUCCAGAGUGCCUUGACGGACUCCAGUACACACUCUUUCAGGAUCUUGUGUACCUGAAUGAUACGGAUUCGGUGGAACUAUGGGAGUACUGGGUGCAAAACGCCCCAUUCCACCUUCAAGUGGCCAACUUUGCCCUCUUCCUCUUUGGUGGACAGGACUACAAGGACCUCGCUCCAGCAGGAAUGGCAGCGGCGAUAGAGCAUCGAUACGUCAACCCCUUGUUAUCCGCAGCCAAGAAGCUCAGAGAGGCAGUAGAGAAGAAGGAGCUUGACGGGCAAGACGUAGAGGGCGAGGUGUUGAUGCAACUGGGCAUCUUGACGGACACGUUGGAACGGGUUCCUUUGCAGUAG